AUGCAGGGAUUUAAGAGAGAUUAUGGGCGAGACUAUGAGAAUAUCCCGCCGCAUGGCCGCUGGCAACAUUUCGAUGUGGGCGGCCGCCCCCGGAUCAAUCAGCUCCUGCAGAUGUGGCCUAGCAGCAUUGACGCCCAAGAGCGCACCCGUCGCCUGAUUGAUUUGUUCGUCGUUUCCGUCCUGCUGGAUGCUGGCGCCGGGACAAAAUGGUCCUACCGAUCCAAGGAGUCUGGGAAGGUUUACUCACGCAGUGAAGGCCUCGCCGUCGCGAGUUUGGAGAUGUUCAAAUCCGGUUUAUUCAGCAGCGACCCGACAGAACCGUGCCAGGUGGAUGGCGCCGCGCUGAAGAAUAUUACAGUUGAGAAGCUGGCCAAAGGCAUGCAGCACUCGGACCAAAACUCGCUAGCUGGUAUUGAAGGUCGCGCGGGGUUGCUGGUGCGACUUUCCGAAGCUUUGAAUAAUCAGGACUUCUUUGGCGUAGAUGCUCGUCCGGGCAAUAUGUUAGACUUUCUUCUGGGACACCCUUCGACUCUCGCUUCUUCUGUGCCCAUAGUCCCCAUCACCACCUUGUGGACCGUGCUCAUGGAUGGAUUCUCGUCCAUCUGGCCCCCCUCUCGAACUCAGAUCGACGGCGUCUCUAUCGGAGAUGCCUGGGAAUGUUCGGAUCUCCCCAGCUCCCCACCCGCGCAACCGUGGGAGAGCAUUAUUCCCUUCCACAAGCUGACCCAGUGGCUCUGCUACUCCAUCAUGGUCCCCAUGUCGAAGCUAAUGCACAUUCAUUUCGCUGGUAGUGACCUACUAACAGGUCUGCCGGAGUACCGGAAUGGUGGUUUGUUGAUUGACAUGGGACUUUUGAGCCUCAAGGCUAAUGAUAUGGAGCGCGGAGUCCAGGCCUUCAAGGACAAUGCCCAAAUCAAGGGACAACCGAAUAUGGAGGUAGUGCCACUCUUCUCUACAGAGGACGAUGUGAUCGUGGAGUGGCGAGCUGUAACAGUGGGCUUCUUGGAUGAGCUGCUGGACGAGGUGAACACACAAUUGGGACUAGCUGGCUCGGAUGAACAAUUAUCACUGGCCCAGAUGCUUGAAGCUGGUUCUUGGAAGGGUGGUCGUGAAAUCGCCGAAGUCUCCAGGCCCAACACCAAGGAACCCCCGAUUAUGAUCCGUUCCGAUGGCACGGUCUUCUAA
Messenger RNA from Penicillium longicatenatum, 1185 nucleotides. RefSeq names its product URC4/urg3 family protein. The record is from RefSeq and is a predicted model, not a curated record. The coding region runs from base 1 to 1185 and encodes 394 amino acids. The transcript has 3 exons. NCBI's taxonomy places the organism in Eukaryota, Fungi, Ascomycota, Eurotiomycetes, Eurotiales, Aspergillaceae.